Molecule: messenger RNA, 1098 nt
Organism: Closterium sp. NIES-65
Lineage: Eukaryota; Viridiplantae; Streptophyta; Zygnematophyceae; Desmidiales; Closteriaceae
Source: the annotation of a GenBank genome assembly
AUGGCGGGUGGGAAAGCUCCUCGAAAGGGCAAGGACGGCGCGUCGCGGAGAUUCCAAGGAAUCGAGUUUCAGAAGAGCAAGGGGCAGCACAUUCUGAAGAACCCCAUGGUGGUGCAGUCAAUCGUGCAAAAAGCAGGCGUCAAGUCGACGGACACCGUGCUCGAAAUCGGACCGGGAACGGGCAACCUGACGGUGAAGCUGCUGGAGGCGGGGAAGCGCGUGGUGGCGGUGGAGUUGGAUCCGCGCAUGGUGCAAGAGCUCUCGCGCCGCGUGCAGGGCACGCCGCUCGAAAACAAGCUGCAGAUCAUCCAGGGCGACAUCUUGAAGGUGGACCUACCGUACUUUGACAUCUGCGUGGCCAACAUCCCGUACCAGAUCUCCUCGCCCAUUGUGUUCAAGCUGCUCUCGCACCGCCCGCUCUUCCGCGCCGCCAUCAUCAUGUUUCAAAAGGAGUUUGCGCUGCGCCUGCUUGCUCGCCCGGGGGAUAACCUGUACUGUCGCCUCAGUGCCAACUCGCAGCUGCUCGCGCGCAUUCACCAUCUGCUCAAGGUGGGGCGCAAUAACUUCCGCCCGCCACCCAAGGUGGACUCAAGCGUGGUGCGCAUAGAACCACGGCACCCGCUGCCGCCAAUCAACCUGCAGGAGUGGGACGGGCUGCUGCGCCUCUGCUUCUCGCGCAAGAACAAAACCCUAGGCGCCAUCUUCCGCCAGAAGAACGUCCUGAACCUGCUGCAUGAAAACAUGCUCACCUUCCAGGCGUUGCAGGCUGCCGGUGGGGUGGCAGCGGCAGGGCAGGGUGUGGCGCAGGGACGUGCUGCUGAUGUGUUCAUGAAAGAUGAUGACUGGGAGGAGGGCGAGGUGGAGGAUGGGGAGGAGGAAGAUGGUGUGGAAGCGAUGGAGGAGGAGGGUGAAGGGAGUGGAGGGAAGGGAGGGAAGGGAGGGAAGGGGAGGGGAGGGCCAUUGCCUGAGUUCAAGGAGAAGGUGUUGGAUGUGUUGAAGGCGGAGGGGUAUGAGGACAAGCGGUCGUCCAAGCUGUCUGAAGAUGACUUUGUGCAUCUACUAGCUAUCUUUAAUCGUGCAGGAAUUCAUUUUGGGUGA